AUGAACCGUCCGCCCCGCCCGUUGCGGACGCUGCGAGUCAAGUCCAGCACAUAUCCUAGGCCGAGACGUGUGAGCAAUACGGGCACUUCUCGAUCCCCGGUCGUCAGUACGCCGUCGACAGCUUCUAUAAACAACUGCCUGCAGCCGUCGUCGGAGAAGCGAACAACGGAGUCACCGCUGGCAGUGCUCCCCCUUUCUACGGUUCUCCGAUCCCUGUUGAUCCUCUCGAUUUCCUCAUCUCCUAUUCUCUUGAAGCCAUGCAUCCGAGCAUUGUCUGCCCUAGCCCAUCCCAAGACUCCGGUUUUAGAUGUGGCGAAAAACCCAGCGCUCAACUGGAUCAUUAAGAACACGAUUUAUAAGCAGUUCAAUGCCGGUGAGAACAAAGUUGAGGUUCAGAGGUCCAUCCAGGAAAUGAAGAGUUUAGGAUACAGAGGAGUCCUUUUGGGAUACGCUCGUGAAGUUCUAGCUGGAGAGAAUGGCGGUAAUCUCGUGGACGAAAAGGCUGCUCGAGAAGAGGUGGAUACAUGGCUGCAGGGAACAUUGCAGACUGUUGAUAUGGCUCAGGAAGGAGACUUUGUCGCGCUAAAGUUUACCGGUAUGGGAAAUCAGGCUUUGAGCCUGCUUCGGCAGAAAUUACCUCCUUCGGAAUACAUGGACGAAGCCAUCCGCUCUGUUUGCGAUUCCGCCAUUGCCCGUGGUGCGCGCUUGCUUGUCGACGCUGAGGAGCAGGCCGUUCAGCCUGGUAUCGAGGAAUGGAUCAUGACUUAUCAGAAAUACAUCAACUUAAAGACCCCUGGUCGGGCAACUCUAUACGGCACAUACCAAGCCUACCUGCGGUCUACACCCGCCACUAUUGCUAGGCACCUAGAGAUUGCUCGUCAGGAAGGCUACACGCUGGGUGUAAAGCUAGUGCGUGGAGCAUACUUGAAGACCGAACCUCGUCACUUGAUCUGGGCUGAAAAGGAAGAAACUGACCGCUGCUACGAUGGUAUCGUCGAGGCUCUGUUGGCCCGACGAUACAACGAUGUCCUGAAGCCUGCUUCCGAUGAGCACACUGUCAAACUACCCCCUGUUAAUGUUAUCAUCGCUACCCACAACCAGGACUCCGUCCGAAAGGCUCACUCCAUCCGCCUGCAGCAGGCCGCACGCAGCGAGCCUCGCGUGGAACUCGCCUAUGCUCAGCUGCAGGGUAUGGCAGACGAAGUCAGCUGUGAGCUUCUCCAGGGUUUCCAGAGCGCUGAAGCUGGCACCACUGUAGCUACAACAGAGUCUCCUAAUGUCUACAAACUUCUGACAUGGGGCUCUGUUAAGGAGUGCAUGGGAUUCCUGUUCCGACGCGCUGUAGAGAACACUGAGGCUGUCGGCCGGACAAAGCAGUCGCAACUUGCUAUGGCGCAGGAGUUGCAGAGACGUGCUAGAAAGGCACUAGGUUUCUAG
Messenger RNA from Paecilomyces variotii, 1437 nucleotides. Its product is annotated as proline oxidase PrnD. Gene Ontology annotation, molecular function: FAD binding; proline dehydrogenase activity. The transcript is spliced from 2 exons. The record is from RefSeq and is a predicted model, not a curated record. NCBI's taxonomy places the organism in Eukaryota, Fungi, Ascomycota, Eurotiomycetes, Eurotiales, Thermoascaceae. The coding region runs from base 1 to 1437 and encodes 478 amino acids. Gene Ontology annotation, cellular component: mitochondrion.